This is a messenger RNA of Rhizoctonia solani, 1800 nucleotides long. RefSeq names its product Multicopper oxidase. The coding region runs from base 1 to 1800 and encodes 599 amino acids. The transcript is spliced from 17 exons. Gene Ontology annotation, biological process: reductive iron assimilation; cellular response to iron ion starvation. Lineage: Eukaryota; Fungi; Basidiomycota; Agaricomycetes; Cantharellales; Ceratobasidiaceae. Gene Ontology annotation, molecular function: copper ion binding; ferroxidase activity. Gene Ontology annotation, cellular component: high-affinity iron permease complex. The record is from RefSeq and is a predicted model, not a curated record.
AUGGUCCAGUUCCUCAAGCUCGACGACCGCACCGUCGUACAGUCUUGUUCCUUCACCAUGAGGCUCCUUGAGGCUGUAUUACUAGCUUAUUCUACCUCACUAUCCUCUGUGCUAGCCGCCACUCACGAGAUAUGGUGGGAUAUUACUUAUCUUAAUGCCAAUCCAGAUGGGUUACACGAAAGGAGGGUGAUUGGAAUCAACGGUACCUGGCCGCCCCCGCCGAUCGAAUUGAGCAGCAAUGACACACUGUGGUCCACGCUCAUAACUCUUUGGAUGUCCCUACGUCUCUACACCACCACGGAAUGUUCUUUCCAAACAGAACAUAUUUCGACGGAGCGGUCGGAGUUUCCCAAUGCGGAAUUCCUCCUGGAGAAUCCUUUACCUAUGAAGUUCCGGUCUUCGAAUGGUCUCCGUGGGCCUGUUGUGGUUCACCACAAAGACGCAGCCGGAGAAUCUCUCGAGGCUCAUAGGUCAUCCUAUGAUGACGAAAUGACCGUCGUCCUGGCUGAUUGGUACCACGACGAACACUCGGUCAACAACGCCAAAUUUCUCUCACGAUGGAACCCUGGUGGAGCUGAGCCUGUCCCUGAAUCGUCUUUGAUAUACUUCACUGCCAAUGGGACUAACAUUCCAGGGUUUAACGAGAAUACGACUCUGAAUUUCGUACCAGGGAAGACGUAUCGCUUGCGCGUGAUCAACACCAGUGCACUGGCAAUGUUUUAUUUCUGGAUCGAUGGUCAUGAAAUGCGCAUUAUUGAAGUUGAUGGGACCGAUGUUGUAGAGGCACCGACGCCGUUGUUGACCCUGACUGUCGCCCAACGCUACUCCGUUUUAGUAACAGCAAGAAACGACACGUCCCAAAAUUUUUUCGUUCAUGCGAAUAUGGAUGCCGAAAUGUUUGACUUUAUUCCAGAUGGGCUCGAGUUAAACAUAACUUCAUCAAUUACUUAUUCUGCCGACGCCCCAAUGGCUCCCGAACAAACUAUGGACGAUUACGAUUCGAUGCCAUGGGAUACGACGUUCAAGCCUUUAGAACCAAUGACUCUUCCUAAUCCUACCAAGGAGCUGGAACUUGGGGUCUUCUUCGAUACUAUGGAUAACGGCAUCAAUCGUGGGAUGUUUAACAAUGUUACGUGGAACGUUCCAAUUGUCCCUAGCACAAUCUCUGCUUUGACUAUGGGCGAAGAUGCGUCAGUCGCAAAUGUAUAUGGCCCAAACGCUGAAGUACUACAGUACGGCGAGAUUGUCCAAAUGACUGUCGUCAACUGGGAUGACGGAAAGCACCCAUUCCACUUGCAUGGUCACAAGUUUGCGAUUAUGCAUAGAUCCGAUGAUGUCACUUCGGACGAUCCGGCUGUCAACCCGCCGUUUGACAACAAUCAGGUGAAUCCAAUUUGGCGCGACACAGUGCAAAUUGAAGGAGGCGGAUCGGUAACUAUACGGUGGCAGGCCGACAAUCCCGGGGCGUGGCUUUUCCAUUGUCACAUUGAGUGGCAUCUCGAAGCUGGUUUAGCUUGGGUCUUCCUCGAGGCACCAAAUGUCAUGCAACAAUGGACUAAACCUCCUCAGUAUUAUUUCGACCAGUGUAAAAUGCUCGGAGUGCCUAUUUCAGGCAAUGCAGCAGGUCACAACUCGACCACGGACUUGAGUGGCCUCACAAUCGGUCCAUUCCCUCAGAAGUUGGGAUGGAACGCGAAGGGUAUUGGAGCGAUGACCGGAUGCGUUUUGAGCGCUUUGUUGGGUAUUGCAACUGUAAUCUGGUAUUCAACCGGACCAGGAAAAGACGCUGGAGAUGAUUGA